Talaromyces stipitatus ATCC 10500 is the source of this 1059-nucleotide messenger RNA. RefSeq names its product vacuolar iron transporter Ccc1, putative. NCBI's taxonomy places the organism in Eukaryota, Fungi, Ascomycota, Eurotiomycetes, Eurotiales, Trichocomaceae. The transcript has 2 exons. The record is from RefSeq and is a predicted model, not a curated record. Gene Ontology annotation, cellular component: fungal-type vacuole membrane. The coding region runs from base 37 to 909 and encodes 290 amino acids. Gene Ontology annotation, molecular function: iron ion transmembrane transporter activity; manganese ion transmembrane transporter activity. Gene Ontology annotation, biological process: intracellular manganese ion homeostasis.
GACACAACACAACACUCCAUUAAGGUUGAAGACAACAUGUCGUUCUCAUCAAUCAAAGCACUCCUCGCCCAAUACUCUCCCGUCUCCGAGAGCUCCUUCUCCGACGCAGAGAAAGAAGCCCAGAUCCCAUUGGGACAAGACAAGGAUCUUGAACUCUCCAGCAAUGGCGACACUCCUGCGCCGUCUAGUCGCCCCGAGAAGAAGAGCUGGGUAGAUGCACGAGUUAUAUCAGACGCCAUUAUCGGAUUAUCCGAUGGGAUGACGGUUCCGUUUGCCUUGACGGCCGGUUUAUCGACACUCGAAGAUACCAAAGUCGUCGUAUUCGGAGGAUUGGCAGAACUCAUUGCCGGUGCUAUUUCCAUGGGAUUGGGAGGAUAUCUCGGAGCAAAGAGUGAAGAAGAAUCAUAUCGAGCAACCCUCAAACAAACCCGUGAACAAACCCUCUCCGACUUUGAUGUCACCACAACCAUCAUCUCAGACAUCUUCGCCCCUUACGACCUCCCCGCCCAAACAGUCUCGGAUCUCACAAAACAUCUCGUCGAUUCACCGCACUUACCCAACUUCCUCAUGAAUUUUCAUCAUACUCUCCCCGAACCUUCCGGUUCCCGGGCCGUGACAUGCGCCCUCACAAUUGCCUUGGGUUAUUUUGUCGGCGGCUUUGUGCCGCUCGUGCCUUAUUUCUUCGUUGGUCCCGAGGAUGCUUUUAGUGCGUUGAAGUGGUCUAUUGCCGUCAUGGCUGUUGCAUUGUUUGUGUUUGGGUAUGGAAAGACGUGUUUUGUGGCUGGUUGGAAGGGGAGAGAUAAUGUCAAGGCGGGUGUUUAUGGGGGUGUGCAGAUGGUGAUUGUGGGUGGUGUGGCUGCUGGGGCGGCUAUGGGGUUGGUUAAGUUAUUUCAAGUUUUGGCGCGAUAGGCCAUGACUGAAUGUUUGAAAAGCUAUGAUUUCAAUGGUGUUAUGGAUAUGUAAUGUAUGGCGUUGGUUGGCAUGGCGUUAGGACAGUUUCUGAUAGAAUACUAUUACGAAUGGACCGAAAUUUGGACGUGAGGCUACUCCAUAACCGUC